Stegostoma tigrinum is the source of this 7224-nucleotide messenger RNA. Its product is annotated as mast/stem cell growth factor receptor Kit-like. The record is from RefSeq and is a predicted model, not a curated record. Lineage: Eukaryota; Metazoa; Chordata; Chondrichthyes; Orectolobiformes; Stegostomatidae. The transcript is spliced from 21 exons. Gene Ontology annotation, cellular component: signaling receptor complex. Gene Ontology annotation, molecular function: transmembrane receptor protein tyrosine kinase activity; ATP binding; cytokine binding. Gene Ontology annotation, biological process: positive regulation of receptor signaling pathway via JAK-STAT; B cell differentiation; multicellular organism development. Bases 63 to 2969 code for a protein of 968 amino acids.
UUGGGACUGAUUAAACUCAGAGCGGAACAGGCAGCUCAUCACUCAGUGUGUUCCCGCUGCCAAUGGCUCAGCGCUGGCUUGCUGCUCUCCUGCUUAUUCUGACUGCUCAUCAAGGUUUAUCCAUCCCUGUCAUUCAACCAAAGAAUGGGACGUUGAUUAAGAGAAAGGGCGAUCGCAUCGAACUUCAAUGUACAGACCGCUCGAACAUAAGAUGGAUAAUUCCACCAAGUGCAAGAAGAGGCAUCAAGCAAAACAGGGUCAUUAUCGAAUCAGCACAACCAAAGCAUACAGGCAGCUAUGCAUGCCAAAAUCGCAUUUCUUUUGCAACCAGCUCCCUUUACAUAUUUGUGGAAGACCCCAAGAAUUUGUUUAUAACUCCAUCACUGACACAGAAGUUCGUUGGUGGAACAGAAGGGGGUGAGGCUCUCAUUCCUUGUCGAGUUACAACACCUGGGAUUGAAAACUUGAAACUGGAGAGAGUUACUGGAGCAUCCAUCCCCAAAGACAUGUCCUAUACUGCUGACAUUCGCACUGGCAUAAGCAUUGCUAACCUGAAGAGACAUUUUGAAGGGUAUUAUGUGUGCACCGCUGUAAAGAAUGGAAUUGUGAGAAAAUCAGACAAAUUUAAACUGCAGAUAAUACCAGUGCCCAAGAGAGCCCCAGAAAUCACUGUGGAGAUAAGUAAACAGUUGCUGAAGGAAGGAGAGAAAUUUCAGAUGGCUUGCAAAAUUAAAAAUAUCAACCAUGCAGUCACUGUGAAUUGGACUCAUCCACAAUAUUCGCCUGCUAAAGUGACAAAGUCUUCCAACAACUUUCCCAACCAUUAUCAAACCAUACAAACGUUGCGCAUUGAUUCAGUGACAGUCAACGAUACUGGACGUUUCACCUGUUUUGCGAGAAAUGGUUUUGGCUUGUCAAAUGCUUCAGUGUUUCUGCAGGUUGUAGCUGAAGGAUUUAUAAAGUUGUUACCUCCAGAAAGCACUGUGCUUCAUGUAAACAUUGGAAAAAACCUUGUGCUAAAAGUGGAGUUUGAUGCCUAUCCAGCUCCUGAUCAGCAGUACUGGAUUCUCAUGAAUGAGACUUUGCUUAACACAUCGGACCAUUAUAUUAAAUCUGCAGAAUUUGGAAACAGAUACUCCAGCGAACUUCAUCUGGUCCGAGUAAAGGGAACAGAAGGUGGAAUUUAUACAUUUUUUGCUUCGAAUUCUGAUUCCAACUCUACAGUUUCAUUUGACGUCCACAUAAAUAGCAAACCAGAGAUAAUCAUUAUUGAAGAAUCCAAGCCAGGUAAAGUUCGAUGUGUAGCUGUAGGGUUUCCAGAACCAAAAAUAAAGUGGCUUCACUGCCAUGGAUCACAGAAAAGGUGCUUGGACUCAACUAUAACAAUAACAGAGGAAUUGUAUCCAAAAAAUGCAAUAAUAAGUCAGCCUCGUUUUGGAAGGAUUGAAGUAGAAAGCAUAAUUAAUACCAAAGAACUGAACAUCACAGUGGAGUGCCAGUCAUACAACAGCGUUGGCGAGAGUCAUGCAACCUAUCAGAUAAAAGGAGGAAUGCCAAAGACACAUCAUCUCUUUACACCACUAUUGACCCUGUUUGCAGCAGCGGCUGGAGUACUCUGUGUUAUUUUAGUAAUCCUAUUUUACAAAUAUCAACAGAAACCCAGGUAUCAAAUUCAGUGGAAGGUAGUUGAGGGAAUCCAAGGGAAUAACUACACAUACAUCGACCCAACACAAUUACCGUACGAUGAUAAGUGGGAAUUCCCCCGGGAUAAACUGCAUUUUGGUAAAACACUUGGUGCUGGAGCCUUCGGGAAGGUUGUGGAGGCUUCUGUUUAUGGAUUGACAAAGGCUGAUUCCAUAAUGACUGUUGCAGUAAAGAUGCUUAAACCAAGUGCCCAUUCAACAGAGAAGGAAGCUCUGAUGUCAGAACUGAAAGUCUUGAGUCACCUAGGGCAGCACAUCAACAUCGUCAACCUGCUGGGAGCAUGCACUAUAGGAGGCCCAGUUCUGGUGAUCACUGAGUACUGCUGUUUUGGUGACCUUCUGAACUUUCUGAGAAGGAAACGAGAUUCAUUUGUUUGGCCAGAACAUAAAGAACAGGAUAUGGCAAAGACACAAUAUGAGAAUAUUCCAAGUCUGAGGAACACUGAGAGAAAUGGUUCUGGAUCAUAUAUGGAAAUGAAACCAAGUUGCACAGCAUUGCCACAAAAACAUGUGGACCAAAGAAAAUCCCCAAACAAGGAAUCAUACAGUGAUAAGGAAAACAACAAUGGUGUCACUGAAGAAUAUAACUUGGCUUUGGAAAUUGAAGAUCUUCUCAUCUUUUCUUAUCAAGUUGCAAAGGGAAUGAACUUCCUUUCUUCUAAGAAUUGCAUUCACAGAGACUUGGCAGCAAGAAAUAUUCUUCUAACCAAUGGACAAAUUGCAAAAAUAUGUGAUUUUGGUCUGGCUAGAGAUAUCAGGAAUGAUUCCAACUAUGUGGUGAAAGGCAAUGCUCGUCUUCCUGUGAAAUGGAUGGCUCCAGAGAGCAUUUUUGACUGUGUGUACACAUUUGAGAGUGAUGUCUGGUCUUAUGGCAUUUUAUUAUGGGAAAUUUUCUCAUUAGGGAGCAGCCCUUACCCUGGUAUUCCUGUGGAUAAUAAGUUCUAUAAAAUGAUCAAGGAAGGGUACCGAAUGCUAAGUCCUGAACUUGCAUCUACUGAAUUGUAUGAAGUCAUGAAGGCUUGCUGGGAUGCUGAUGCAUUAAGAAGACCUACAUUUGAGCAAGUUGUGGAGAUGAUUGAAGGCCAGCUUUCAGAGACCUCGAAACAUAAAUAUUCCAACUUGGAGUCAAAUUUUACCACCAGGCUGAAAUUUCCCAGUCACUCCUCACGUCUUAAUUCAGCCGGCAGCAGCAAUGCUUCUGACCAACCGCUGCUAAUGAAUGAUGAUGUGUUCUUUGAAGAUGAAAACAAACACAUGCAAAAUUGAUUUUGAAUCAAAAUCCGAAAUACAUACAUCCUGCUGAAGCUAAUAUACAGACAAAUGACUGAAUGUAAAUUUUAUUAACAUAUAUAUAUGUUGGAAUUGUGAAUUUACUUGGAAACUGCUAUGCUGUGGUCCUGUGUGGCUAAGUUAUAUCCUCUAGAAUAACAUACACCAGAGUAAUAAGUGGCAACUUUUGUAAGACUCUUUGAGAGUGGUUUCUCAUAUGUAAUGCUUCUAAUUUUGUAGAAAAGGCUAUUUCAAAACUUUAUUUUUGAACUAUAUACAAUUGUAUUGAUCAUUUACUUUGCUGCGAUGAAUAUUUGGACAAAAGCAAGAUUCUCUUGUGUAGCUAAUUUAUCUGGUAAAUAGUAAAUGAAGCUCCUGAAUUUAUAGGAAGUGCUAAGCAGUCCUCUGGCUCUUUAAGAUGGAUGGAUAUGUGCUAGCAAUGGAAAGGCAACAGCUGCCUUUUUUAAAUGUCUACCUUUUAUUUUCUGAUGUUUGCAAUUUUUUAAUGCUCUGACAUGCUCUGUUACUGAUUUGAUUCCAGACCAAUUAAAUGCCUUGGUUCACUACUCAGUCUAACCAUGAGGGUGAGAACAGAAUGCACUAAUAUGUUAUUAAUAUGAUCUUCACUGUCAAUGUUCAUUGACAUUAUUACAAUUACAUAACCAUGUGUAAAAAAGCAAGACAGAGAGUUCAACAUUCUGCAAGUUGAUUAUGGGUGUACAUUUAAUUCUAUUUUGCUAAAUUUUCUAGCUGCAGUACUGCAAUGAGUGACCCUAAUACCGAAUUGGAAAUCUUGCAGAAAUACAAUAAUUCAGAGGAUUGACAAAUUAAUUGAGCAAUGACUAAACUCAGAAUGUCAGAUAUUCUCCAACUUACUUCACGUCUUGCCUUCAUGAGCGCCAAACUCUUACACAAAUCUGUACAGACGCAAAGUUACAGAUUUACUGAGCAACACUUAAGGCUUUUUAAAUCAGUAUGCUUAAGAAAAGGGAAAUAAACACUUUUAUCAUUAAUAAGGCACGACAAUCUUGCUACCAUAUUGCUCAACAGCUGAAGACAAUCACAGAGAAUGAAAUUAGAAUAGCAAAUGAGUGCUUUGCAACUUGAGAUUGAAAUAUUUUGCCUUCUAAAAUAUUAGUUUUGAUAAAACUGUGCACUAUGUUGUGAAAUAAAUGAGAAAUUCCUCUUCCAAUUGUGUAGCUACAUGUCAAUGUUUUCUACUGGCAUACCUUGUCAAAGUCGAUAAGGGGUGAGAGUGAACAAUGGUACAAAUCCUGUCAAGAGGACAAGUUAACAAAGAUGUUGUCUCACACCAUUAUUAGUCAAAAUUGCAUAACACGUGCUUGCUGAUAUUUACUUGCAAGAUUAAGGAAGUUGAACUUUAAAGUACUUUUUGUUCUUUUUUCAUAUGUACAAUGACAAAGGCUAAUCGUCUUCAAUUAAGUUGUUAUAGGUUAAGGAAGUUAGCUUCAAAAUCCAUCUAGCAAUUUAAUUUUACUAAACUUUGACUGCACAAACACUGCAACGAAAUGAACUGGUUAGGCUUUAAUAGCUUGAGGGAAGAAUAAUCGCAAUAAAUGCAUGCAGUGGAAAACUAUUUCUAAAUACAGCAAUGCCAUUGUACUGAUUGCAUUUGCUUUAAGGCAUUACUAACCUAGUAAACAGUGUAUUUUGUUUGCCCAGUAAUGUAGGUUACUCCACAGAACUGUAACCACAUUACAGGUCAUUGAACUCAUAGCUGACAUAUGCAUGAUACAUUUCUGACUUUGACUAUUUUGGAUAAAUUAUCUCAUUUUAAGGUUAUUGAUUAAUUGUAAUUUUAUUCCAAAGUCCGUUUUUAUUAUUGCUAUGGAAAUGAAUGAGUGAAACAGUCUACCAGGUACAUUCACCUCUUUGUUCAAUGUAGCAAUAUGAGAUCCAAAAAGACAGAACUCUAAACAUGGAAUGUAAAUUCAUAAGAUCCAUCUUAUACUCUUAAGUCAUAAUCUAAGUGUGAAUUGUCAAGUUAUCAAUAUGAUUGUAGAACAAAUGUAUGACAUAUGCUUAUGUUUACUAUUUAUUGGAUGAGUCAAGUAAAAGUGAUUCAUACUGACUUUUAAGAUGCAAGCCCUCAUGACAAAAGGUUUAGAAAAAUCUUGCUUUUAAAUGUGGAUCAUUGAUUUAUAAAUAUCAAUGCAACAAAGAUUGACCUAGCAAUUUGGAUGUUUCAGUCUCUGUGCAUCAAUGAUGAGGCCUAAGGUAACCCCAUUAUUAACCUAUUGAGGCAAUUUCUGUGGAGCCAGUAAGUUAUAGAAAGCUCUUUGGUGUAACUAAAGAGUAGGUUGCUGCUGUGAUUGUCUUGUUCUGAAGAAGAAUCAUAUUUGUCUCACAAGAUUAACUUUGUUUCUCUCUCCACAGACCUGUAGAGUCUCCCUAGCACUUUCUGCUUUCAUUCAGAUCUCCAACAUCUGCUGUAUUUUGCUUUUAUUUGUAGUUUGUUAUAAAUUUUUGUUGCAUAAGUUAUCAGAAAAAUAAAUUACAUGUGAGUAAUCUCAUUUUAUUUCUCUUUAAAUCUUUCAUAAUUGGGAGCAGUUGCAAGAUUUAAGAGUUUUCAGGUUGCGUAGUUUUCUAGAACUGGCAGUGAUAGCUUUUUGUAAGGGAAAUUCUAGGAUAGAUGUGUCAUUCCAGAGUGUUGCAGGAAGUCAAAAUCAAACACACUGCAGUGAUGUUGUGCUGUUCAUUCUAUCAUACUAUUUAUGAAUAUUAAGUAUCUUGUAUGAUUCUGCACUUAAGAUCUUUUUCCUUUAAGGCCCAUUUUACAAUUUCCUACUUGUUUUUCAACAUUUGAAUAUAUGGUGAUAAUUAAUGUAGAUAAUGGCUGAUUAAAUGUCCAGAUUUGUAGCUUAGAAAAUAUGUCAGGUAAACUAUUGGUGAAUAAAUUCAAAUAGGAGUGUGCUAGCAAUUUUCAGAAUCAGUGUUCGCACAGGGCAGUCUUGUUUACACUAACACAUUUGUAUAAACAUAUGGAAUAAUAAAAUGUGAGGCUGGAUGAACACAGCAGGCCCAGCAGCAUCUCAGAAGCACAAAAGCUGACGUUUCGGGCCUAGACCCUUCAUCAGAGAGCCUGCUGUGUUCAUCCAGCCUCACAUUUUAUUAUCUUGGAUUCUCCAGCAUCUGCAGUUCCCAUUGUCACUGUAUAAACAUAUGGACUUCUUUUCUUGACAAUGACGUUUAAAUUCUUUGCUAAAUAAUGGACAAAAAAAUGAAUGUUGAAGAUCCAAUAGAUUUGUGUGGUAACAUCCCUCAAACCAAAGUUUUCAGAUGGAUUAAUUGAGGAAGAACUGAAAAGUAUGGGAGAAGCUAUCAAAACUAAUUGAUGUUUACUACAAUAUAAUUAAAUAUAUCUUGGACACUAGUGCAAAGCAGGCAAUAAUGAAUCAUCUUUCUAUUUUGCACUGAUGCCGCUGGUCUGUGAUGAGUUUCAUUGUAUUUUCCCUUCUGCGAUCUGAUUACAUUACAAUUAGCCCAAUAUGACAGCUCCAGUGUUUGGAUAUUUACAUGAGCAUUUUUACCAAGACAAUGUGAUAGAUUUUCCAUUGAGAAGUCUGUCUGAAAAGUGCAUGUUAUUAAGAAUUAAUUUUCUUCAACCAAUCUGCUAAUUAACUGAGCAAAUCAAAAGAUUUAAAUGUCUGCCAGGAGCUGGCUGAUCAGUUGUAGCCAGCAACGGGAUUUAUCUUUGCUUUUGAUUUUAGAUUGGAACAGGUACUGAUCUGUUGAGAGCCAUGUUGUAGUAGUACACAAUCUAUUAUAGAAUGGUGCUAGGGAAAACGUGCAGUUAACUUAUCAGAAUUUCCAUUGCGCAGCUCUGUAAGCCUGGAUAUCUGUGCAAUCAAUUUGUAGUUUUGCCCACCUAUAUACUAUUUUAGAAUAACCUCUCCGGUCCAAUACCGCAGUAGAAUUAAUCAGAGGAGUAAUGGUUGAUGAGUAAUCAUCACAAAGGACAAAUUCACGGCUGCUCCGUGAUGGGUGAUCAGAUGGGGAAAUUUGCUCCCAGUUAUUGCCAAUAAUUAAUUCUGGCCACUGGUCAGACCUGGUGCCUGGUUAAUGUUAGAUACUAUCAACAGCAAUAAAAGUGUGGCUAAUUCAAUGGCAAAGAAGGAUUUGCUUCCGAUGGAUUAAGUGACUUUUGUAUAUCGUAUUUUUAAUACCUACUCGGCUACUGCAUGGUUAUUCAUGACAGAAUUUGGAAUAUUGUUUUUGCAGAAAUGUUUAA